Messenger RNA from Archocentrus centrarchus (flier cichlid), 1000 nucleotides. RefSeq names its product serine/threonine-protein kinase pim-2-like. Gene Ontology annotation, cellular component: cytoplasm. The transcript is spliced from 4 exons. The coding region runs from base 413 to 973 and encodes 186 amino acids. Gene Ontology annotation, biological process: regulation of mitotic cell cycle; protein autophosphorylation; negative regulation of apoptotic process. Gene Ontology annotation, molecular function: protein serine/threonine kinase activity; ATP binding. NCBI's taxonomy places the organism in Eukaryota, Metazoa, Chordata, Actinopteri, Cichliformes, Cichlidae. The record is from RefSeq and is a predicted model, not a curated record.
UUAUGCUGGGUUGAUGAUGGACAGCUUCCCAGUGGCGAUCAAACACAUCGCAAAGGAAGAUGUGGAAUAUGAAGAAAUGGUCUUUAAUGGGAAGACAUACAAGAUCCCACUGGAGGUUCUCCUAAUGCAGAAAGUGGGCGGUGAACCCCUGUCAGUAGGCACUUCUCCAGCUAUCUCAAUGCUAGAUUACUUUGAGCUAGAGAAGGAGGUCCUUCUGAUCAUGGAGAGACCAGUGCCAUGUGAGAGCCUGUAUAGCUAUCUAGAGAACAAUGGUGUACCCCUGGACGUGCAUGUUGCUAAGGUAUAUAGUCCAGCCCAGAGAAGCUCCACAGAGCUUGUUUGAUAGUUGCCACACUGACAGGAAUCAGUCCCUUCUUCACUUCUGACUGCUCUCUUUGUGUUUCAGAACAUCAUGAAGCAGCUGGUUGACGCAGCCAUAAUGAUGCACAACAAAGGGGUCUUCCACCGGGAUCUCAAGACAGAAAACUUGCUCCUCGAAACCGGCUCCAGUGACCUGCGAGUGCGGAUCAUAGACUUUGGUUGUGGCUGCUGGGUACAGGAAGAGCCACAAUGCGUCUUCUCUGGUAUGACAUCUGGCUUGUGCUCUUCAUUCAGCCAUUGCUCUGAUGAUUUUGAUUUCAGUCUGAACCUGUUCCUCAUCCUUCCUUUCUGUCUGUGCAUUGCAGGAACCUCAGCGUACGCCCCUCCAGAGUUUUUCACACGAGGGACGUAUGAGGCUAUCCCCACCACAGUCUGGCAGCUGGGCGCGCUGCUGUACGAAAUGCUGUACGGAGUGCAUCAAUUUCGUACCACUAGAUUCGUCCGCAAGAAAAGACCUUUUAACAAAGUCCUACACAAAGACUGCCGGAACUUUUUGAAGCAGUGUUUAACUCGAAGCCCACAACAUCGGGCCACCUUGGAGCAGAUUCAGCAGCACCCCUGGCUGCAGGAUCAAACUCAAGUCACACCUUAAACACUUGCUAAGAUGCCUGGACUUUGA